Molecule: messenger RNA, 999 nt
Organism: Pieris brassicae (large cabbage white)
Lineage: Eukaryota; Metazoa; Arthropoda; Insecta; Lepidoptera; Pieridae
Product: putative glucosylceramidase 3
Exons: 8
Coding region: 1-999 (332 amino acids)
Biological process (GO): glucosylceramide catabolic process
Molecular function (GO): glucosylceramidase activity
Source: RefSeq, a predicted model, not a curated record
AUGUUUCAGGCUGGAUCAAGAUUUUUAAAAGGAAUCGGGCGCAUCGUUGAUGCGGUGAAUGAUGGAAGUUAUGGCCGAGUAAUCCAGCUCUAUCCCGAUGAAAGAUAUCAGACUAUACACGGCUUUGGAGGAGCAUCUACUGAUGCUGCUUGUAUGAAGUGGAAAUCACUUCCAAAAGGCGCUCAGGACAAAUUUAUAGAAUUUGUUAAGCUAUACGAAAAAGCUGGAGUUCCCAUAUGGGGAGUGACGACAUCAAAUGAACCAAUUAACGGUGCUUUCACGCAAGCUGAGUUUGGACCACAAGAUACUAUGGGAUGGUCUGUUGAUCAGAUGAAAAAUUGGUUGAAGAACAACUUUGGCCCAACGAUGCGCAACUGUAAUGGAAAGAAAAUAAAUAUCCUAGCUAUGGACGACCAGCGCUAUUUGCUGCCUGCAUGGAAUGUUGUGAUAGUAGGAGCAGACAAAGAAAUUUUGAACUACGUUGAUGGUUUCGCAAUACACUCCUACUUCGAUCCGUAUACGCCAGCGAGUAUUAUAGAUAUGAACAUGAAGAAUUUUCCAGAAAAAUUCGUUCUGGGAACUGAAUUUAGCACAUUGGGUUUCAAUAGCACACUAGGAGAUUGGGGCGAAGGAGAGGUGUAUGCCGUAACAAUUCUUGAAAAUCUAGUGACCAACUACGUAGGCUUUAUAGACUGGAACCUGGCUUUGGAUCCUGAUGGUGGGCCAAACUGGGCGAAAAACUUCGUCGAUGCACCAAUAAUCAUAAAUUCCACAAGUGGGGAGUUUUACAAGCAACCCAAAUUUUAUGUUUUAGGACAUUUCUCGAAACUUAUACCUCGCAGGUCUCAAAGAAUAAAAUCUGUCCGCCAGAGACCUAUUAAUUAUACGCCUGAUGAAAAGAACAUAUAUGAUUCGACUCCACCCAGAAAAUACAUCUACGACCAUGUAGCGUUUGUGACUAUCAGAAAUACAAUUGUCGUAGUCAUUGCAAAUAAGUAA